AUGGUUGGGCCUGUAACUGUCUUCACCGUUGAGAACUGUCCUUACUGCAAGCAGGUAACAACGACGCUGGAAGAAUGUCGGCUACCCUACACGGAUAUCUCCCUCUCCAAGUUCCCUCAGAAGCGCAAGGACUUGCUUCAGCUCACGGGAAAAGUCUCGGUACCGCAGCUCUUUAUCCACAGUCAAUGGAUUGGAGGAGUCGACGCCUCUUUGGCAUACUUGCGGGACUUUUCCAACCGCAUUGUCCGGCACUCCUCCUUCACAGAGGACUCUAUGGAGUCGCCCCUUGAGACAUUGGAGCGUGCAGUAGGCCGCAAGUCUAAUGGGAGCGCCGCAGUCAACCCCCGAUUCAUGGUCCCCAUCAUGGAGGAGCAUGAAGGUGACGAAACAGACUCGACCUGGUGUGAAGAGGACGAAUGCCAGUGCAACGAUACUCCCGUUGGGGGUCCAUUGUCGGCAUGUGGCAGCAGUGGCAGCAGCUGUAGUACGUUCGGUAGCAGCACGGAUACCACCCGCAUCAUGACACCGGAUGGAUCUCUUCUGACCGUCUUGGAAACUACCGAACUACUCAAGAAAGUAGUACUGGACUACUCACAGAGACGAUGGAACUUUACCACGUACAAGAACUGCUGUACCGCAGAAGAAGUAAUCAACUCGUUUGCACAGCAUUACGACAUUUCCAGACGAGAAGCAGAAUGCUUUGGUAGGCUCCUGCACCGAAACCACAUUAUGCAUCAUGUUUGCAACGACCAUCAAUUCAAAGAUACCUCGGCACAUUUUUGGAGGUUGCAAUGCUUUCACAAUCCAGACAUUCUGAAUUCCUACCGAACGUGGCCGGUCCAAGCGUCGCCGCAUCCGGAAGAAGCACUUCACAGAAUCCUCAACAUCUUUGGAAAGAUUCUUGCCACCAUCAUCACAGAAGAAGGCACUUUUAACUACAGGAUCGCCUUCAUGUGCUCGGACUAUCCCUUGUUUGAAGAUGCCGUCUGUGAGCUACAACGAGUAGAUCUGUCCUUACUGGAAGGACCUGCCAUGAUG
This is a messenger RNA of Seminavis robusta, 1038 nucleotides long. The record is from the annotation of a GenBank genome assembly. Lineage: Eukaryota; Bacillariophyta; Bacillariophyceae; Naviculales; Naviculaceae.